UCUUUUUCUCACUCGUUCUCUUCCCCCAAUCCCCAUCGACCCUUCGACCCAUUGAUGAAAACGAGUGAUUUUGCCCAACCACAGAAAAAAAAACGAAGGUUCGGUAUUGGGAUUUUACUUGUGAACGAUUUCGUGCCUCGAGGUCGAGGUGGAGCCGUCGAGCUCGAUCGACCCUGUAAGGGAAUCGAACUUGUCGUCGAAAGAAGCUUCCUUUUCUCUCUCUCCCGUGCCUUCGACGAAAAAAGAAUUAAAAAGAGAGGUCACGAUUUUCCUCUCCUGGGCUGUCCUCCGUCUUUAGAAGAAGAGAGCGAGAGAUUUGAACCAAAGGAAAAGCUUUAAAUGCUAGUUAGGUUAUGUGGUUUCUUUCUUCAAUCUUCUCUUAACAACUAAGUAUCGCUCCUUGCGCGUUAUAUCUAUUUAUAUAUAUAUAUAUAUAUAUAUGGUUUCGACCAAUAAAUACCUCUUAUAAACCGUAUAUUUGAUUAUUGGAGAAUCAAAAAUGGAGUUUUACGCCUACCCAUCUGCUUCCCCUCGGCCAUCUUCCCCUUUUCCUUCUCCUUCUCCUUCUUCUGUUUCUUCUUCUCCAUCUUCUUCUUCUCCCUCGUCUUCGUUAUCAUCACUGGGGAUCUGGGUUGAAAGAGUAAGAGGGGUUUGCCGCUCUGUGGCUUCCGCGAUUCUCAGCAACCUUCUUUCUGCAAUUUUGACCUUCUUUUUCGCAUUAGUGGGUUCCUUUUUAGGAGCAGUGACUGGAGCUUUGAUAGGCCAAGAAACUGAGAGUGGCUUCUUCCGUGGAGCCGCGGUUGGUGCCAUCUCUGGAGCUGUUUUCUCAAUUGAGGUCUUUGAAUCUUCUCUUCUUCUUUGGCACUCUGACGAUUCAGGACUUGGGUGUCUCCUAUACUUGAUUGAUGUUAUUGCAAGCCUUUUGAGUGGAAGACUUGUUCGGGAGCGGAUUGGCCCAGCGAUGCUAAGUGCAGUUCAGAGUCAGAUGGGUGAAACUAGCUUCGAAGAUAUCACAAGCAUCUUCGAAACAGGUGGAACCAAAGGAUUGUCGGGAGAUUCAGUUCAGAAAAUUCCAAAGAUCAAAAUCACAAGCUUGAACAAUGAGGAUGCAUCUGGGGAGAGGGUCUCCUGUUCAGUAUGCCUUCAGGAUUUUCAGCUUGGAGAGACAGUUCGAAGUUUGCCUCACUGUCACCACAUGUUCCAUCUACCCUGCAUCGAUGAGUGGCUUAUCAGGCAUGGUUCUUGUCCAUUAUGCAGAAGGGAUAUGUAAUGCUCCUACUGUGAAUUACAAGAUGAAGAGUUCUUUUGAUUUUUUUUUUUUUUUAUUUCAUUUGUUUUUGUAUUUUUAUUUAGGUUUUACACCCAUACAAUUUUCUCACUUCACUGCCUUCAAUGUAACAUUUCCACCUCGUUUAUAAGAAAGCUUCAGAAUAGAAAACACAAACAGCCACAGUUGUUGCCAUAUAUAUAUAUAUAUAUAUAGAUAUGGUUGUGUUCUUCCCUGUUCACUACCCUGUUUCUUGUACAUUCAGAAUGAUGUAAAUACUUUUCUCUAUUUUCUGCUUUAUGACUUCUAAAAUUGGCCUUU
Messenger RNA from Macadamia integrifolia, 1588 nucleotides. RefSeq names its product NEP1-interacting protein 1-like. Lineage: Eukaryota; Viridiplantae; Streptophyta; Magnoliopsida; Proteales; Proteaceae. The record is from RefSeq and is a predicted model, not a curated record. Bases 500 to 1270 code for a protein of 256 amino acids. The transcript is spliced from 5 exons.